This is a messenger RNA of Drosophila gunungcola (fruit fly), 990 nucleotides long. RefSeq lists its product as uncharacterized. The coding region runs from base 1 to 990 and encodes 329 amino acids. Lineage: Eukaryota; Metazoa; Arthropoda; Insecta; Diptera; Drosophilidae. The transcript is spliced from 4 exons. Gene Ontology annotation, molecular function: protein binding. The record is from RefSeq and is a predicted model, not a curated record.
AUGUUUGGAGCAGGGCACAAUGAAUCCAAUGAGUCCCCGGAUAUUCAGAAGGAGUGGCAUCAGGGACAGAAGGCAGUUCAGCUGCUGGAUUUGCCGAUUGAUGUCUUGGAUAGGGUGAUGUCCCACUUGGACCCUUGGCACCACAAAAUGUGGCGUAGUGUAUCAGAGGAGCUGAAACAAGUGCACAAUUCGUUUAUCUUGCACCACCACAAGUGCUAUGAGGUGGCCCAUCGGGAAAUGCCAAUGGAGAGUAUCAGGGUGCGCGAUACAAGGAUCAUGCUGCAGAUCCUUCGGCAAUCUGUCGGUUACUUUGUCCACGAGGGUGUCGCCGAGUCGCACAUCGUUGACAGUCUGAUGACCUUCCACGAAGAGCUACCCUUAAGUUACAACGACGAAGGUAUCCCGAAGGCUGACCCCCUGACAAGAUUCCUUGGUCGAUUCCUGCUUGACCUGGAGUUAAGUACAGAUGACAAGAGAGAAGUUCAGGACAGACGCCUCCACUAUACGAUGGCGGUUUUUGGCCUUUUGAAGUGGUGCGGCAUGAAGCUAUUGCACUGGCAUCUGCAGGUGGAGUUGGCCAACAUCUGCUUCGGAGGCAUUGACGAGCGCGAAGAUAAAUCACGCUUUAUUGAGAACGUCAAACGAAUCUACUUCAUAAACAUUAUUGCCGAGCUGCUCUUUUAUGAUAAGAUGAACAAAAACUUUUGGGGACACAAGAAUACAGAUAAUUUUAUAUGCACCUAUGGAAUCGGGCCCUCGUCAUCUGACAAUUCGCGACUUUUGCUAAAAUUCGUAGUGUAUGCUCCGAAGAGUGUAGUCGAUCUGCUGCAGGAUGUCAUUGCCGGAAAGGACGAUCCCAGCAAACCUUUCCAAAUGCCACCAGAGUCGGACUUUAGUGCUCACGUCGAAAUCAAAUCUGUGUGUGCCCGCAAAUUCAUGUAUUCUGGCACCUUGCAUCUCAACAUUUUGAGGUUGGCUGAGCUGGUCUAG